CUGCCGGCAGUCAGUUGUUCAGUCAGUCGGGGUCCCGAAGAGAAGAGCUGAGCUAAGAGCAGAGCGGCCGCCGACACCUGACACCUCAGACCUCACCAGUCCAGUCAAGCAACAGUGCACUCAAACGCUCCCACGUAGCUCAGUCGAACAGUCAGCCAGAUGAACGAACUCAACAGAGCAGCUACAAGCAUGUCCCUGACCGUGGAGCAGCUGCUCCCGGACGACGUGCUGCUGGAGGUGAUGCAGUACCUGUCGGUGGAGGACGUCUUCGCCUGUCGCCUCGUGUGCAAGAGGCUCGAGGCCUUGGCGCGGGACCCCACCGUGUGGUGCCACCGCCGGAUCGACAUGCACCGCCCGCGCGCGGUGCUGCGCCUGGCGCCGUGCCUGGGCGCGAUUGUGUGCAAGGCCCACCACGAAAGCGGAUUUCAGGGGGAUCCAGAUCCAGCGUUCGAGGCGACCAAGUGCGCAGUGACGUCUCUAAACUUCGAGUUAACCGCCGAAUACGUAGACAUGUUAAGAAGCGACGAAGAUUUCCGCAGCAGGUUGACGUACUUCGCCCGAGUGGUGCGCAAUCAGGUAACUCUGGGACGCCUGAAGCACGUGACCGUGCAGAUUAGGCAGCUCUGUGGCGGCUACUUCCUUUGGCUGACAUUUAGUUCACCACGAGGUGCUGCUGACGCGUUGUUGGACGCGUUGGCGCAGUCCUCUUGCCUGCAGUCUCUCCGCUUUCUGGGUUGGGUUCCCUCUGCAACCCGCCCCUUGCAGCGUGUAUCGUCCAAGUCGUCCUUGCUGCUCUUCGAGUGCUGGCUUUCAAAGAAGUCCGAGUCGUUUGUAAAGGCCAUGCUGACGGCUCACGCCGAUACGCUGGAGGAAGUCAGCCUUUUCGAUAGAGGAAGGGAAAUGGGAAGCUGGGGCUCCAACGACGUCGUCGCCAGCCCGGAGAUAACUGAGCUGCUGGCUCGCAUGCCCAGACUCCAACGUCUGAAGUACGAUAGACUUUCUCCGAUUGACGCAUUGGCCGCGUGUAAGACUCUGAAGGACGUGACCCUGUCUAAAACAUCGUCCGGGUAUAACGCCGCUGACCCACCCCUGAGUAAAACUCUGAAGUUCCUCAGUGAAGCCAACCAGCUGCGCUCCCUGACCAUCCACCCGUGUUAUGACGACAACUGCGAGGAGCUGAUGGAAGCCGCCCUGGUGUCGUCCGCACUGUCCCUGGAGCGCCUGUUUAUAAGUGGAGACCAGUCGUGUGGCGCCACUUCGGAUUCGUAUGCGCAUAUGAAAAAAGUGCAACAACUUCUGAUCCGAACACUGCCCCGGCUUCCCGCGCUGCGACAGCUAACCUGGAAUCCGGAGAGGCUCUUUCAAUGCGACGAGCUAUUGCUGGCCAUCACGCCCCUCUCAGCCCCUGCCCUGCGCAGGCUCGAGCUGAUCUCUACGAUAGACAACGACAGACGUGGCUCUGAAUGCGAUCACCGUUGGCUACACAGUGCCGCUGUCAGGGCGACCCUCGCAGCAAUCCCCUGCUGCACAUCCAUCUGCGGAACCCACAGGCUUGUAUUAAUUAUUGCGAUUCGUGUGCAACGCUCUGCCAUCUCGAGGCGGGAUGGAAUUUCCCCGGCCGGCUUGUCCUCUUCGCGCAUGAGCCUAGCAAGUGUCCCGCAUCAGAGGACCACACUGCAGGAGGCCGCGAGUGGAGGAGCAUCCACAUGCCUUGAAAACGACUGCAGUAGUUUACUCCCUUUGGUGGCUAAGUGUUUUUAUAUUGCCAGUAUUUGUACCGUGCCAUAUGUCAUGCAUGGACCAUUGUCAAAAAUAUGCCAAGUGAACAAUUUUGCGUAGUGUUUGGAACGUUUCUUUCAUUUUUUUUCUGUUCAAGUAAAAUAAAAUGUUCAACUUGUA
Messenger RNA from Frankliniella occidentalis (western flower thrips), 1899 nucleotides. RefSeq lists its product as uncharacterized. Gene Ontology annotation, molecular function: protein binding. Bases 160 to 1839 code for a protein of 559 amino acids. Lineage: Eukaryota; Metazoa; Arthropoda; Insecta; Thysanoptera; Thripidae. The transcript is spliced from 2 exons. The record is from RefSeq and is a predicted model, not a curated record.